Alternaria burnsii is the source of this 588-nucleotide messenger RNA. Its product is annotated as phosphotransmitter protein ypd1. Gene Ontology annotation, cellular component: nucleus; cytoplasm. The record is from RefSeq and is a predicted model, not a curated record. The coding region runs from base 1 to 588 and encodes 195 amino acids. NCBI's taxonomy places the organism in Eukaryota, Fungi, Ascomycota, Dothideomycetes, Pleosporales, Pleosporaceae. Gene Ontology annotation, molecular function: histidine phosphotransfer kinase activity; protein histidine kinase binding. Gene Ontology annotation, biological process: phosphorelay signal transduction system; phosphorylation. The transcript is spliced from 3 exons.
AUGUCGGUUACCGACGACAAGGUUCGUGUUGCCCCUCCAUUACCUGCUUUGCUCCUGCCUGCGCCCCUCCAUGUCCUGCAAUUCUCCGCACGUGUCAACCCUCCUGCUAGCGGCGACAUCAUGUCGAUCCCUGGUGCGGAAGACCAAAUCGACCCAGCCACCUUUGAGCAGAUUCUCGAGAUGGACGAGGAUGAGGUCGAGCGCGAGUUCAGCAAAAGCAUCGUCUACGACUUCUUUGGCCAGGCAGACCAGACCUUCAAGAAGAUGGACAAGGAGCUCGAGAAGAAGGAAGGCAAAUAUCUCAAGGAGCUUAGCGAGCUAGGUCACUUCCUCAAGGGCUCGUCCGCCACGCUCGGCCUCACCAAAGUCAAGGACUCGUGCGAGAAGAUCCAACACUACGGCCAGCUCAAGGACGACGCAGGCACAAAAGACAUCACCGAGGAGAAGGCGCAGGAGAACCUGGCCAAGAUUAUCAAGCAGGCCAAGACAGAGUUCACCGACGUCAAGGAGAUUCUGAAGGAGUUCUACCAAGACAAAGGCGACGACGACGAUGAGGCAGAAGAGCCGCCCGCGAAGGCAAAGGCCUAG